Messenger RNA from Tremella mesenterica DSM 1558, 243 nucleotides. RefSeq lists its product as uncharacterized. The transcript has a single exon. NCBI's taxonomy places the organism in Eukaryota, Fungi, Basidiomycota, Tremellomycetes, Tremellales, Tremellaceae. The annotation marks the transcript as partial. The record is from RefSeq and is a predicted model, not a curated record.
UUUUAUAUUGCCAUGUCAGCAACCACUGAUUGGCCUUCUUGGCACUGCAGGCUUGGGCACAUCAGUAACACCAUUAUCAACGCUUUAGGACGGUCUGGGAGGCUUGGCAAGGACUGGAAAGAGGAUGAGGUACAUGCACAGUGUUCUGCUUGUAUUCAAGGCAAGGGGACCCGUCUACCUUCGCGCCCUAACAUCAACCAAGCAUGUAAUCCGGCAGACAAGGUCUCAGCCGAUCUCUGGUGA